Propithecus coquereli (Coquerel's sifaka) is the source of this 1309-nucleotide messenger RNA. It is a transcript of the gene BLOC1S6, whose product is annotated as biogenesis of lysosomal organelles complex-1, subunit 6, pallidin. Gene Ontology annotation, cellular component: BLOC-1 complex; transport vesicle; extrinsic component of membrane. The record is from RefSeq and is a predicted model, not a curated record. The transcript is spliced from 5 exons. Lineage: Eukaryota; Metazoa; Chordata; Mammalia; Primates; Indriidae. Bases 53 to 571 code for a protein of 172 amino acids. Gene Ontology annotation, biological process: intracellular transport.
UGCAUCAGACUGUCCAAACGAUCGUCUUUUCCCUGUUCCCAACCGGAGGGAUAUGAGUGUCCCUGGGCCGCCGUCCCCGGAUGGGGUCCUCACAAGGCCACCCAAUAGUCUGGAGGCCGGGGAGCCGACACCGGGUUUAAGUGACACUUCUCCAGAUGAAGGGUUAAUAGAGGACUUGACUGUAGAAGACAAAGCUGUGGAGCAACUGGCAGAAGGAUUGCUUUCUCAUUAUUUGCCAGAUCUGCAGAGAUCAAAACAAGCCCUCCAGGAACUCACACAGAACCAAGUUAUAUUAUUAGAUACAUUGGAACAAGAGAUUUCAAAAUUUAAAGAAUGUCAUUCUAUGUUGGAUAUUAAUGCUUUGUUCACUGAGGCUAAACACUAUCAUGCCAAAUUGGUGAAUAUAAGAAAAGAGAUGCUGAUGCUUCAUGAAAAGACAUCAAAAUUAAAAAAAAGAGCCCUUAAACUGCAGCAGAAGAGGCAAAAAGAAGAGUUGGAAAGGGAGCAGCAACGAGAGAAGGAAUUUGAAAGAGAAAAGCAGUUAACUGCCAGACCAGCUAAAAGGACAUGAAAAGUUGUGUUUGUGUGUUUUCUUUCCCUAGCCCAUAUCUGGAUUAAGAUGACCUAAGUGUAGACUGAAGUUGAGGUAGUGCCUUAUACCAUGAUUGCUGUGUCUCCAUGUCUUCAUUUCAGCCAUUCAAAAGCCUUUCUUUCUAAGUAACUUACAUAAUGUUACUUGGUUUUGAUAUUUUUAUGUAAUUUUUUCAACUUUUGUUUAAUUUUAAAAUUCAUUAUUUUGGCCUUGAAUCAUUUUAUAAACCGGAAAAUGGUUUGUUAUGAGUCUAGAUUCUAGUGGUUAAAAAUUAGUAUAAUUUUUUUAGCUUCUUAAUGAAUGUAGAUUUCAAAGUUUCCAUUUGUUAUUUUAUGAAAUGACUACUUGCCUUUCUGGCAGUACAAUGCUGAUUUUUGGUAAUUGCCUUCUUAUCGCUUAGUAAAGAAGAAAUGACAACUAUUUAAUCAUCGAAGCCCCUGUAAGCCUUUGUGAAGAACAUAAUGGAAAAAUGCAUGCACAGGAUAUGAUGGCACUUUAGACAUAAUGUAGGUAAGCAAGAUGCCAGAUAGAUUCUACUAACCAUGCACUCUCUCUGCUUCUUAGUGGUGGUGUUGCUACUUCUGUAGCUCUUGGAUUCAAAGUAGAUUAUAUCUGUUCCUAAAGUUUGAUGGAGGUGAUGGAGCUAUCACAUGCUCAAAUGAGCUUAUAUAUUUAUAAUACUUAGUCAUCACACACUGAGAUACGGUUUCUGUGCUU